Molecule: messenger RNA, 1330 nt
Organism: Silurus meridionalis
Lineage: Eukaryota; Metazoa; Chordata; Actinopteri; Siluriformes; Siluridae
Gene: npdc1a
Product: neural proliferation, differentiation and control, 1a
Exons: 9
Coding region: 146-1093 (315 amino acids)
Cellular component (GO): membrane
Source: RefSeq, a predicted model, not a curated record
CCUGCUGUCUACAGAACGGUGAGCAGGGCUUUAGCCGGAUUCAGGCUUCACUCAGAGGGAAAGGAUCAGAGAAGGAACGCCGUACCGGAACAUUUCGCCGUCUAUGCCCGUCUAAAGUGCGUCUGAGUCGGCGGAGGAUGGCGCAAUGACACGACUAGGCUCGAUUCUGUUUGCGACCACUGUAUUAAAGGAUGCUGUUUGUCCCCCUGGCCGAACGGAGCGGUUUUCCGCCGCGCUGCUGCUCUUCGGCUUCACUCUCGCCGCUAUUAGUGCCAGCGUUCCGGUGCCACACUGCCCUGACCACAUCGACUGCUCCAGAGUGGGCCGGCAGUUCUGCAAGCCCGGUUCCUCUCGCUGUGGCCCGUGCAUACCGUCACUGCAGGAAGAUGAAGAAGGCCACUGCGUCGCUCCAAACAGCCAUCAUUCUCAUCACAGCAAGGACAUUUCCAUUUCUGAUCUCGAUGAGCAAAUCGACUACCUGUCUUCAGUCAUCGCCAAGCAGCAAGUCUCAGGUGUCGAGGAUUCAGAUUCUGCCAAGACUAAGAGUCAAACCACUGCGAAGAGUACACUAAAACCAGCCACCCAAAGCCCCUUCACCCCGACUACUAAAUCCCCUGUGACUCAGACGAACGCUUUAGGCCGUAGCAAACCCAUCAGUGUGACCUUUACACAAGAUGGCCUGAUCGUCAUCCUGAUGGCCGCAUUCAUCAUUUUGGGAGUUGCGGCUCUCAUCAUAGCUGCCGUCUGUUGGGUCCGAAUACAGAAGGAAAACCAUUUAUCUCAGAAAGUGGAUUACCCGGCGUUUCAUGCAAUGGAUAGCAGCUCUUCUAGCGGCAAUUCGUUUGGGGACAAGAAGCUGGCUCACAGUGCUCAGAUGUUUCAUUACCAACAUCAGAAACAACAGAUGCUCUCGAUGGAAAAACACAAAGUUGAACCGAAAGUCUCAGAGCCUGGAGUUACGUCAGAUGAUGAAACCGAAGAAGGAGAUUUCACUGUAUACGAGUGUCCAGGACUUGCACCGACUGGAGAGAUGGAGGUGAAGAAUCCUCUGUUCGACGACUCUACGUUACAGAACGGAAGGAAUCACAAGUGACCUGGACACACUCACAGACAUGCACAGACGCCACACAACGCAUUUUCAAUCGGGAGAAUAAUACCGAUUUACCUUCACACUUUUAAUGCACAUCGACAUCUACACCUAAAUAUCCCACAUCACACACCGGACAGCGAUUUCAGGACUUUGAUUAGAACAAAUUCGAGUAGAAGAGAACUAUUGAAGCUUAAAGAGGCCGAAGACCAGAUACAAAUAAAAGCAUAAGUUGAAAACGAA